CAUCAGAGCGGCAUGUACGGACUGCAUCACGGCGUGCACCACUUCAACGCCUUCGACAACAUCACCAGUUUGCCCAACCUGCUGCGCCAACACGGCGUCUACACCGGUAUAAUCGGGAAGAAGCACGUGGGCCCCGACGACGUGUUCCGCUUUGACUACGAGCAAACGGAGCGCAACAACCACAUUGACCAGGUGGGGCGCAACAUAACGCACAUGAAGCUGCUCGCCCGGGAGUUCCUUGCUAACGCCAACCGCGACAAUAAGUCAUUUUUCCUGUACGUGGGUUUCCACGACCCGCACCGGUGCGGGCACAGCGAGCCGCAGUACGGCGCCUUCUGCGAGCGCUUCGGAUCGGGGGAGCCCGGCAUGGGCACCAUCCCCGACUGGGCGCCCUGGUACUACCAGUGGGACGAGGUGCAGCUGCCCUACCACGUGCAGGACACUGAAGCUGCGCGGAGGGACAUCGCCGCCCAGUACACUACCAUGUCGCGCUUGGAUCAAGGCGUGGGGCUGAUCCUAAAGGAGCUGGAGGCGGCGGGCCACAAGGAC
Messenger RNA from Papilio polytes (common Mormon), 549 nucleotides. RefSeq names its product N-sulphoglucosamine sulphohydrolase-like. NCBI's taxonomy places the organism in Eukaryota, Metazoa, Arthropoda, Insecta, Lepidoptera, Papilionidae. The record is from RefSeq and is a predicted model, not a curated record. Gene Ontology annotation, molecular function: N-sulfoglucosamine sulfohydrolase activity. The transcript has 5 exons. Gene Ontology annotation, biological process: glycosaminoglycan catabolic process; heparan sulfate proteoglycan catabolic process. The annotation marks the transcript as partial.